GCCAUUUUUUUUACUUAUACUAACGUCGCUGCUUGCGUUGCGUGCGCUAGUCGGUGACGCGUCGUGUUGUAAUUAAACUUAAAUAACGGUUAUUAAGAAAAAAUAAUCAACUACUUAGCAGUGUUAGCAGUAGAAUGCAAAUGCAAGCCAUGAAUCAAUUCAACAAUCGGGGUUUUGGUGGUCCACCGCAACCACAAAGACAGGGUCGUCGUGGUCAUAAUCGCGGAGGCUUUCGCAAUACGAGAUUUGAUCACAAUAUGCACAAUGCGCAAAGGAAUAUGAAUCACGGUCAAGGAGGUCAACGGCCUAAUGAGGUUAAACCAGCUCAACCUGCUGAGAAACCUCAACCACAAAACCAGGCUCAAGUUAAGGCCCAACCACCCCAACAACAGCAACAGCAACAACAGCCGCAACAGCAGCCUAAACCUGAAGUUCAGCAGGCACCACCUCAGGCCCAGCCACCCAAGCAACAGACUCCUCAGCAGCUUCAAGCAAAACCUCAGCAGCAACCCCAGCAACAACAACAACAACAACAACAACAGAAGCCGGCUCCUGUUGCUCAACCAAAAAAUGAUUCACAGGAUCAUGUGGAUAAGUCUGUGAAUGUUGAGCAAAAACCACAAAACCAACACAAUAAUCAAAAUCAACAGCAGAGGAAUCUUAAUGGCAACUUUGGAGGUAACAAGCAACAGGGUGGUUGGGGAGGCCAAGGUGGACAAGGCAACAAACAGGGUGGCAACUUUGGACAAGGCAAUAAACCAUUUGGUGGUCCUAAACAAGGUGGUCCUGGUGGACCUCCUCGCAAUCAACGUCAAAAUAAUAUGCGAGGACCUCAGCAGGAUGGAGGAAAACCAGUGCAAAGGGAGGAGCACAUGUUGGCAAAUAAACUUAAAGAUUUGAUGGGUCCCUUGAUUGAUUUGCCUCCAAUUGAUCAAACCGAAAUGAAGUUUAAUGGUAGAAGUCGGUUGUACAUUGGUAAUCUCACUGGUGAUGUCACUGAAGAUGAAAUUACCAGUUUGUUUUCUCCCUUUGGUGAAACAGCUGAGCUAUUUCUUAAUAAAGAGAAGAACUUUGGAUUCAUUAAAAUGGACUACAGGGUCAAUGCCGAGAGGGCAAAGAGGGAAUUGGAUGGGAAAAUGAGAAAUGGAAGAACACUGAGAGUAAGAUUUGCUCCUCAUAACAGUGCUGUCAGGGUGAAAAAUCUCCCACCGUUUGUAUCAAAUGAACUUUUGUACCGUGCAUUUGAGAUAUUUGGAAAAAUUGAGAGGGCAUAUGUCCGAGUAGAUGAAAGAGGGAAGACACUUGGUGAAGGAGUAGUAGAAUUUGCUCGUAAACCUAGUGCUUUAGCUGCCAUCCGUAAUUGCACUGAGAAAUGUUUCUUCUUGACUUCAUCUCUGCGUCCAGUUAUAGUGGAAAGCUUUGAGGAGCCUGACGAGUUUGAUGGCUACCCAGAAAAGAACUUGCCUAAAAAGCACCCUGAAUUUCUACGGGCCCGUGAGCUCGGUCCUAGGUUCUCUGAGCCUAGCAGCUUUGAACAUGAGUAUGGUACAAGGUGGAAGCAAUUGCAUGAGCUUCAUCGCCAAAAAGAGGAGGCACUCAAAAAGGAAUUAGCUGCAGAAGAAGAGAAAUUAGAAGCUCAGAUGGAGUAUGCAAAAUAUGAGCACGAGACGGAGUUGCUCCGCGAGCAGUUGCGGCAGCGCGAACAGGACCGCGAGCGACAGAAGCGCAGCUGGGAGCUGGCCGAGCGCGCCGCCGACGAGCGCCGCGACGCCGAGCGCCUGCAGCUGCUGCGCCAGGAGGAGGAGCUCGCGCAGCGCAUGCGCCAGCAGGACGACGAGCUGCGCCGCCGACAACAGGAGAACACACUUUUCGUGCAGGCACAACGUCUGAACUCAAUGCUGGAUCGCCAAGAGCAAGGCAUGUUUGACCAGCAGCAGCCAAUGGAUGGAGGCUACAGAGACCAGUACGACAUGCCCCGUGGGAGUUAUGAUGACAUGCCGCCAAAUCGCGGUUGGGAAGGACCGCGCCAAAUGGACGAUUACCCUAACAAACGUCGCCGUUUUUAAAACAGCUCUUAGGAGCAAAUAGUGUGUAAACUGUAAAUCCGUGUUUCCGACUGUGGAGCAUUUUAUACUGUUUCGUGGUCGUUGGUUGGGUGCAAAUAAAGGGAAUAUGAUAAAACAUUCAAUCCCAAUUUUGUUAAAAUAAUUAGGUGAAAAACUAACCAAUGAAAGCAAAUUUCGGUUUGUAUACAUUAUGUACUGGCUAGUGUGUUUCAUUACGGUUUAAUUUACCAUUUUAACGAUAAAAAUAUAUCUGCGCGAUUUUCAUCACAGAAAGCGCCAAAUUAUGAACCCAUUAUUUGUCCUAACCAAAGGCUUUAAAUUAUUAUCACAUACAUUUUAAAAUGAUAAACUCACCGUAGAAAUGAAUUACGUUAGGCAUUACUUUUAAGUCUGCUAAUAACGAGGUACCUCGUUUUUUACUGUUUCGACAUCAUAUCACUGUGAAUUAUUCCACUAGAGAGACAGCUAUUUUCACAAUAAACAUUCGUCGAGUUAAUAGUUAACUCACGGCUUAAAACAUUAUCUUAUACCUUUUGUAUAAUUGUUUUGCCAUUAUACAAUUAAAUUGACAAAUUAGGUAUAAUGCUAACAUUCCUGAUUUUGCACCACACCAAUAUAAGUAUACUUACAUACUUCAUUAUGAUUGCAUUAAGUGUGAAAAUUAUGUUUACCCCUGGUACCAAGGGGUACUCUUUAAUAAAUAAUUUUAUUUUUAAUGCUAAAUCACUGGAUACCACUUGUAAAAAUUCUACACAAGUGUUUUAGUGUAAUAAAAAGUACUCUUAACAGUUUUGUAAACACAAUUUUAUCCUUAGUUUUAAAAAAAUCGUUUAUGAAUUCCUUUUGUUUUUCUGAUCACCUGUCUUCUGAAACAGGUUUUCGCAUUAAUCUCUCAUAGGACCUAGAUAUAUGGUACGAUUGGUUUGUUUGCCCAGAAUACACCCUAAAGAACUCUCAGUUCUGUAAUUUCAUGUAUUAUGUACUAUACUUAAACAUAUUAUAUAUUAUUAUACUUAUAUUAUUCUUAUAUACUGGAGGCGUAUCGAGGUGUUACCUCUACUACUGCCAAUAUUGCAAUAAAUAAAAUAUCUUCAAGUGGCAUCAGUUAUCGAUUACUGAGAGUGAAAGCUAAUAAUUUUAUUUAUAACUUUGAGCAUAGUGAAUUGAGUGUGAAGAGAUUAUUUAAAAAUUUGGUAAAUUAGUUAUUUUAACUUCUUGAAUAAAAUACAUAGUAACAUUUU
This is a messenger RNA of Spodoptera litura, 3307 nucleotides long. It is a transcript of the gene Psf, whose product is annotated as PTB-associated splicing factor. Gene Ontology annotation, molecular function: RNA binding. Lineage: Eukaryota; Metazoa; Arthropoda; Insecta; Lepidoptera; Noctuidae. The record is from RefSeq and is a predicted model, not a curated record.